Molecule: messenger RNA, 996 nt
Organism: Danaus chrysippus (African queen)
Lineage: Eukaryota; Metazoa; Arthropoda; Insecta; Lepidoptera; Nymphalidae
Source: the annotation of a GenBank genome assembly
AUGAAGAAGGUGAUGAAAGAUUUAGCGCCUAUAGCUAUCCCUCAUGGGCCGCCAGUGGAAUCCACUUCAGAAUACUAUAAAUCUUUAAUGGAAAGUUCUCGUAUGGUAAAAAAAUAUCCAGUAUGGGAUGUCGCUCGUCCAACACCGCAAGUAUUGAUGGAACAAGCACGAAGAGAUCUCAUGGAGGCAGAUGAGAAACUUGCACUCAAAAGAAAUGAGGAGAAAGAAAACAGGAGAAUGAUGGAUGAAAAAUGGAAAGAGUUACGAGACAAGGAAAUGCUGUUGAAGGAGUCUUUUAUAAGCUUUAAUAAGUUCAUUCGCGAGAAUCAAGAGAAACGCGAUAGGGCUGAACGUAAAAUGGAGGCUGACACGGAGGUCCUUCAACGAAAGACGCGCGAGACUGACGCUAUGAGACAGAGAGUGACCGAGAUGGAGGAAGUUAAGGAGCUGAUGGAACAACAAGUGCGAGACUACACUAUAUAUGAGGACUAUUUGAUGUCCGUCGUACAUAACUACCCAGAAUUCAAACAGCCACUAGAUGUCCUCAACCGUUAUGAGGCCUUGGCUGCGGCGAAGAGUUCCCUCGCGGAGAGACAGGAAAGAGACUUGGAGUUGUUGGAGAGCGCUAGAAGACAGAUCGCAACUCUUACUGAAGAAAAGAAGCUUUGCAUAAUGGGCCUUAAUAACACACUCGCUGAUUUGAGGUGGCGUUUUGACAAAGCAAGAAAUCGUGUCAUCAAAUGGGAGUUGGCGUUGGAACGUCUUAAGGAAACGGCUGCCAGACGUCAUGUGGAAUUGUGCCACGUACGAGCAGCAGUGUGGAGUUUGUACUUGAAGAUUUGUAAGCAGAAAGGUCUAGAAGUUGACGUUUCUGUGGAAGAUUACGAGCAACAACUGGUGGUAGUGAUGAGAGCUCUGCUGGAACUGAGACGUAUAUACCGCAUCGCUCAGAGACGAUCUAAGGAGAAGGAUGCAGAAUCAAUGCAAACGGCUUGA